GAUCGAACACGUGACAGUAUAGGAACUUUGUUGGCGGAAGUAGUAAUUGACAAAUUGAAGAGUGUUGAAAGGAUAUAGGUUAUUUUUAGAAACAUGCAGUUCUUUGGUCGACUUAUGAACACUUUCGGAAAUGUCACCCACUUGUUUUCAAACCCUUAUCGGGUGAAGGAAGUACCCUUGGCAGAGUAUGCAACUCGGUCCCGUCUGAAAUGGGAAGACAGGAUCAUUCUUUACGACAACAGUUCAGCUCAUUCCUGGGACUGUCUUUUAGUUAACCCACAGAAUCAAGUGGCUGCCUUCCGGCUUUUCCAGAUAGAUAAUGAAACAGAUGCAAUCCAGCAUUUUGACCUGUAUGUAAAACUGUUACGCCCAUUCUAUGAGAGCUAUCGAGACCCUUUGCCACUGGAGACCUUGCAGCAACUGACGGAUUGUUUUCGCAACCACCCCACCUGGUCACUGGCUCAUAUAGCAGUAGAAGUUGGACUCUUGGAGAGCUUCCGGCACAAUCGUAUCCUGAGCUGCAUGAACAGCAAUGACUCUGAGGAUGGCUGCAGUCCCCUGCACAUAGCCUGUCAGAAAGGAGACCUUGGCUGUCUGCGGGAGCUGGUGGAGGAAUGCCAUGCCCGAGUGGACCUCACGGACAAAAAUGGAGAUACUGUCUUCCACUAUGCUGUUCGAGGGAAUAACCCCAAGAUCAUAGAGCUCCUGGGCAGAAGGUCAACUGCUGCUUUGGACCAUUUGAACAACCAAGGCCAAACCCCUUUGCACUUAGCCUGCCAGCUGGGCAAGGAUGAAGCUGUUAUUUCGCUUUUGAAGGCUGAAGCUAAGGGCAGUAUCUUGGGAACGCUGGGCUUCCCCAUCCACACGGCCAUGAAGUACUCCCAGAAGAGGUGUGCCAAAGCCCUCCUUGAUGUGGACAUCAACCAGAUUCAGUAUCAGGACCAACGGUAUGGAGGAACACCCCUUCACUGGGCCAAGAAUGCUGAGAUGACCCAGCUACUGAUAGAGUACGGCUGCGAAGUGAAUGCUCUCAGCAUGACGGGGGAGUCGGCCUUGCACAUUGCUGUGCAGCGGGGGCGCUUUGACUGUACGAUGGUGCUGCUGACGCAUGGAGCUGUGACCAACACAAAAGGGAAGGAUGGCAACACUCCACUGCACCUGGCAAUGAAGCAAGACCACCUGGAUAUGAUCAAGGCCCUGAUAGUGUUUGGAGCUGACGUGGAGAUCCCUAAUGAUUUUGGGGAGACCCCAGGUUUGGUGGCAGCCAGGACAAGCAAAGGUGCCAACCGGAAGGUGCUCUUAGACCUGCUGAAAACUAUAGGGACUGAACGCUGCCACCCUCCAGGUACAUCUGCCCUCCAUUUGGCAGCCACAUCAUCUUCAUCAGUACCAUCUACUUCUACCCUCCCGGAAAGACCACCACCCCCAGGGACAAGUAACUCAAACCUAGGAUUCAGGGACAUCAUCCAUAUUUCUGCAUCACUUAAUACCUUGCUGAAAGCACCAGACACGGCCGACUCUGUCACUGAGAAGAAGAGAACCCAGGACCGUCUCUUGAGCCUGGACGGUGGGGGCGUCCGGGGCCUGGUGCUUAUCCAGUUCCUCAUUGCAAUAGAGAGUGUUGCCGGGCGACCCAUCCGGGAACUCUUUGACUGGAUAGCUGGGACUAGCACAGGGGGGAUUCUGGCACUGUCUAUUGUACAAGGGAAGCCGAUGAACUAUAUGCGCUGCUUGUAUUUCCGCAUGAAAGACGAGGUGUUUCGAGGGUCCCGACCCUACGAGUCAGAGCCACUUGAGGAAUUCCUGAAGAAGGAGUUUGGAGAAUACACCAAAAUGACAGAUUUCAAGAAACCCAGGCUCAUGUUGACAGCCACUCUAUGUGACCGACAGCCUGCCGAGCUCCACCUCUUUCGGAAUUAUAAUCCGCCAGAGGCUAAAGGCAAAUCUCGUUAUAGGACAACAGCCUUGUUCCCAGAACUGACCAAACCAGAAGAUCAGCUGGUGUGGCAGGCUGCCCGCUCCAGCGGAGCUGCUCCGACAUAUUUUCGACCGAUUGGACGUUUUCUAGAUGGAGGGCUGCUGGCUAACAACCCCACUUUGGAUGCCAUGACGGAGAUCAAUGACUACAACAAGUCUUUAAUCCAGAAGGGAAAGGCGCACGAGGUGAAAAAAUUGAAUGUGGUAGUCUCUCUUGGGACAGGAAGGGCUCCACAGGUACCUGUGAGCUCAGUGGAUGUUUUCCGCCCCUCCAACCCUUGGGAACUGGCAAGGACUGUCUAUGGGGCCAAGGAAUUGGGCAAGUUGGUGGUGGACUGUUGCACUGAUCCAGAUGGCCCAGUGGUGGAUCGUUCAAAAGCCUGGUGUGAGAUGAUAGAGGCCCGUUAUUUCAGGUUCAACCCCCAGUUAGACUCCGAUGUAAUGCUGGAUGAGAUCAGUGAUACUGUCCUGGUGAACCUGCUGUGGGAAACUCAGCUCUACAUUUACCAACAUUGGGAUGAAAUCAAGCAGUUAGUAGACCAGUUCCUAAUUCCCUGAUGUUGUACAAGACUCGAUGGUUCCAGUGCUGCCUCUCAGCAGAGAUGACUUAGAAAACCACCAGAAGUAACGAAGUCUGCCGGCCCUUCCUUCUCACCUCCAGAAAACGAAGUUGAUGAAUUUAGCGAUCACACUUACUGAAAUGUUUUGUAGCUCUUGUAAUCCACACAGUAGUAGCUGCUCUCUUCCUGUAUGCCAGACUCCAGUAUAACUGCAGCCUUGCAUAUGACUGUAAGGGGUUUCUUGUAUUUCAGUUUCCUUGUGUGAUAACAGGACAUGUGACUGAUCAGCGACAGAUCACCUGCUCCUGCUGGGCUCACAAAGGGUAUUGUCUGACACUCAAGGUUUUAUCUGUUGCACCUUGCUGUCAAAAGUUGUAUGUGACAGGUUAAGAAAGUUUUAAUUGUAGAUUUCUCCAUGUGUGUCCAUUGGAUCCUGAAGUUCUGCUGUGAAGGAAGUAGAGCUAUUACAGGAUUUAUGAGAAGGGAGAGCUACUCCUCUACAAUAUACUUUCAGCUAGAACAUUACAGUCCUCAUACUUGGUCUCAGCAAGGUUGGGUUCCUUCACUGGUGGUCAGAUGCCGCCCCCGCCCCCACCGUCCUUCCUUGUUCUUUCCUGCUCAGCUCCUCUCAGCUCCUGAAAGGAACCACUUACAUGAUUUGAAAAGUUCUGAGGAAAAUAGGAUAGAGAUUGUUAUAUUAAUUUCCUUGUAGGUAGAACAUGUUGUGAUGGUAUUUGGUCACUGGCAGAGGUGAGAAAAUAUUUUCCUACUCCCUCUGCACAGGGUGAACGAUAAGGGUGAAUUGUGUAGAUUUGGCUACAGCACAAAAAUUCAACCACAAUAAUGAGAGGGACCUUCUGCUGAUGGACCAUUUUCUGUCUGUUAAAUGGUCAAACAUGCUUUUCGGUGUCCAUUUCACCCUAAUGUUCCCGUACAUCAGUUCCUUUUGGGGUUCAUCUUUCCUAUACCACCCUCUCCCCAACUGCCUUUUUUCCUCUCUCAAAGAUAAGAACUUAAGUGCUGCCGUUAUUGUUUGUGCAUUUUCACUAAUUUAUUAGAAUUUACUGAAACUUGAAAAAAAUAUCCUAAUGAAUCUGAAAUCCAGCAGGUGGCUUUUUUCCUGUGUGAUUUUUUUGUAAACAUCAUUUGGUUUACUGCAAUUGAAAAUAACUGUCAAAGAGUGGUGGCCUAGAAUAUCUCCACAAAACUGACACAGUAUUAAAUAAAUGGAAGUUUACAUGAAA
Messenger RNA from Eublepharis macularius, 3781 nucleotides. RefSeq names its product phospholipase A2 group VI (gene PLA2G6). The transcript is spliced from 17 exons. NCBI's taxonomy places the organism in Eukaryota, Metazoa, Chordata, Lepidosauria, Squamata, Eublepharidae. Bases 94 to 2535 code for a protein of 813 amino acids. The record is from RefSeq and is a predicted model, not a curated record. Gene Ontology annotation, cellular component: mitochondrion. Gene Ontology annotation, biological process: cardiolipin acyl-chain remodeling; positive regulation of ceramide biosynthetic process. Gene Ontology annotation, molecular function: protein binding.